Messenger RNA from Pocillopora meandrina, 1379 nucleotides. The record is from the annotation of a GenBank genome assembly. NCBI's taxonomy places the organism in Eukaryota, Metazoa, Cnidaria, Anthozoa, Scleractinia, Pocilloporidae.
CAUUUUUAUUUAUUCUUAGACCCGCCCACGAUUCAAAAUGUCACCACGUCAUCUAAGAAGUCUUGGAUUGGUCAGACAGUGACUUUGAAGUGUCUUUCUGAUGGUGUUCCUACACCAACACUCUCUUGGUACAAACCUGAAGGAAGUGAAAUAAACAAUGUCACAGCCAAAGAAAACAAAGUACAAGUGCUACUCAGGGGUGAUCAAGAUUUUGGUCAUUACAAGUGCAUUGCUGCCAAUGGACUUACUCCAUCUGAUGAGAAAUUAAUAAACAUAAAUCAGAUAAGUAAGUAAAAAAGAUCAGUGUAUUUUGAUGAGAGGAAAACUACAUACAAGUUCAGCAUUUUCUUUUGCCUUUUUGCUCAUUAUCACUGUUUCAGUUGUAUUAGAGGAAAAAAAAAUUUUCUUACAAAGUAUUGGACAGAGUAAUUCAUUCACUUUGUACAUCUCAUUCGAUGAUUUAACAUUUAAUACGUGCGGAUAUUUUGCAAGGCCCAUAAGCGUGUUGAAAAAUAUAAGGGUAUGUUAAACCAUCGAAUAAGGGAUUUAUUAUUCUACUAUUCUUUCAUUUUCUAACAAUUUGUCCGCUUAGUUUUCGACAUACAGCCAGCGGCCUUAUCUGAGCGUUCCGUUCACAUUUUUUCCCUCUUUAGCAGCAUUAGACCUUCACAUAUUUUUCGCCCUCGUUUCCCCAAUGAGGUAUAAUAGAAUAUUACUGGAAUUAUGCCGGGUAUAGUUUGCCUGAUCUUUUAGUGGAAAAUGCACCCACAUUUGUAAAAAUGAUUUACUGUAAAUUAACCACACCAUGCCCUUUGGUUACAAAAGAGCGUUGAACUUCAAGCAGAUUGGCGACAUCCUCCCAUGACACUUCCCCAAUCAUGGACUCUGAAUUUUCCUCUUUUUAUUAGGUUCUUGGCUGAAUUUAUCCAGUAGCUACAUGCAUAUUCAUUAAUCCUAAGUAUUUUGAACAAAACUCACUGUUAGGUAAUCACCAAAAAAAAUUUCUCGUUAAAUUUUUUUUCUUUUGCUCGAAAUGAUCUCUUUUAUGGCACUAUGUAGAGAAACCUGGGAAAGCAUCCAUCAAAUCAUCAGAAUCAGUCAUUCAAGCAACUUUUAUAACAAUACGAUGGACUGCACCAGCUGAUGAUGGAGGAAGUCGGAUUACAGGAUACCGAAUGAUCUUACAAAAGGGUGAAACUGAGAUAAAAGAGGAUGAAAUCACUGAUCCUGGGACGACAUCUUAUUUGUUUCGUGGUUUGGAGAAAAAUACCAACUACACAGUGAAACUGUUUACCAGAAAUUUCGUAUUCGAGGGAGAUCCUACUGUAUGGAACAUUAAGACCAAGUUUGAAGGUGAGGAAUCACAAGUGAUAUCGUGA